Aspergillus calidoustus is the source of this 609-nucleotide messenger RNA. The record is from the annotation of a GenBank genome assembly. Lineage: Eukaryota; Fungi; Ascomycota; Eurotiomycetes; Eurotiales; Aspergillaceae.
AUGAUUGAAACGGUCAAGUACACGUGCGCCGACUCAACCCUGCUCGGCAACUUCAUUGAAAACCACGAUAACCCCCGAUUCGCAUCGUACACCAACGAUAUGUCCCUCGCCAAAAACGUCGCCGCCUUUCUCAUCCUCUCCGACGGGAUCCCCAUGAUCUACGCCGGCCAGGAGCAGCACUAUUCCGGCGGCAGCGACCCUUACAAUCGCGAAGUGACCUGGCUCUCGGGCUAUUCGACCGAGAGUGAGCUAUACAAGCUCGUCGCGGCAUCAAACGCCAUCCGUACGCAUGCCAUCGGGCAGGACGAGGGGUACCUGACUUAUAUGAAUUGGCCCAUCUACCAAGACGACUCGACCAUCGCCAUGCGCAAGGGCUACGACGGGACGCAAAUCAUCACCGUCCUCACCAAUGCCGGCGCCGACGGAUCUUCAUACACCCUCUCUCUUCCGAACACGGGAUACGAGGCAGGUCUUGAGUUGACAGAGAUCUACUCGUGCACGAGUCUCACUGUAGACUCGGACGGGUCUGUGCCUGUACCUAUGAAAGGUGGUUUACCCCGUGUCCUGUAUCCGAACGCGGGUCUGGAGGGAAGUGGGAUUUGCCAGUGA